Messenger RNA from Platichthys flesus (European flounder), 5154 nucleotides. RefSeq names its product extended synaptotagmin-like protein 2a (gene esyt2a). The record is from RefSeq and is a predicted model, not a curated record. NCBI's taxonomy places the organism in Eukaryota, Metazoa, Chordata, Actinopteri, Pleuronectiformes, Pleuronectidae. The transcript has 24 exons. Bases 142 to 2937 code for a protein of 931 amino acids. Gene Ontology annotation, biological process: lipid transport. Gene Ontology annotation, molecular function: lipid binding.
GCCGCUGGUGGCCGCGGCAGGAUGUGCAGAAGGAGGCGGGCUGUCACACUCUCAGCUCGGUAUGCGAGGACUCGGCUGCCGGAGUGAAUCUGUCUUUAUUCUGCCGGAGGAACGGAGGUGGCAGGCGGACAGCGAGGGGAAAUGAGUAACAGGAUGGAGGGUUCGGCGGGACCAGGCGUCGGGGCGAACGGACCCGUGGCAGCGCCCAGCAGCCCGGUGAGGUCCAGCAUGGGCCCGCCUCUGUCUCCAGAGGAGCUGGGAGACGAGCAGCAGUCGUCCCUGACAGACGUCACCCAGAUGUGGAUUAAGUUUGCCAAGACCUUCGCCCUCAUCUUCCCCAUCUACAUCUUGGGAUACUUUGAGUUCAGCUUCAGCUGGGUUCUGAUCGCCCUGGCCGCGUUGUUCUACUGGAGGAAGAACCACGGCACUCAGGACUACAGGAUAAACCGGGCCUUAGCAUUCAUGGACCAUGAGGAGAAAGUGAUGAAGCAGAGCGUGCCUACGACUGAGCUGCCACCGUGGGUUCAUUAUCCAGAUGUGGAAAGAGUAGAGUGGCUGAAUAAGACGGUGAAGCAGAUGUGGCCGUUCAUCUGCCAGUUUGUGGACAAGCUGUUCAGGGAGACCAUCGAGCCGGCGGUGAAGGGCGCCAACCCUCAUCUCAGCACCUUCUGCUUCACCAAGAUCGACAUGGGCGACAAGCCGCUGAGAGUGAACGGGGUGAAGGUUUACACAGAGAACGUGGACAAGAGGCAGGUCAUCAUGGAUCUGCAGAUCAGUUUUGUCGGGAACACAGAGAUUGACGUUGACAUCAAGAAGUUCUACUGCAGAGCCGGGAUCAAAAGUAUUCAGCUUCACGGAACGUUGAGGGUGGUGAUGGAGCCGCUGCUCGGGGACAUGCCUCUGAUCGGCGCUCUGAGCGUCUUCUUCCUCAAGAAACCACUGCUCGACAUCAAUUGGAGCGGACUCACAAACAUGCUGGACAUUCCUGGUUUAAAUGGUUUAUGUGACAACAUCAUCCAGGACAUCAUCUACGGCUUCCUGGUUCUGCCCAACUCCAUCAAGAUCCCUCUGGUGGGAGAGGCCGCUCUCGCUGCGCUGCGCUUCCCCAUUCCCAAGGGCAUCCUGAGGAUCCACUUCAUCGAGGCCCAGGACUUGCUGAUUAAAGACAAGUUACUCGGAGGGCUGAUUAAAGGCAAGUCCGACCCGUACGGAGUCGUCCAGGUCGGGACCCAAGUCUUCCAGAGCAAAAUCAAACACGAGACCAUCAACCCAAAAUGGAAUGAGGUGUACGAGGCCAUGGUGUACGAUCACUCAGGACCCAAUGUGGGCAUCGAGCUGUUUGACGACGACCCUGAUAAAGACGACUUUCUGGGAAGUCUGGUGCUCAACCUGGCCGAGCUCCAGAAGGAACAGACGGUCGACGAGUGGUUUGUUUUGGAGGAAGUGGCCUCAGGGAAGCUGCACCUCAAACUGGAGUGGUUGUCUCCGCUGCCUGCACCUGACCAGCUGGACCAGGCGCUGAUGAACAUCGGUGCUGAUCGCGGUAAAGCCAACGACGGCCUCUCGUCUGCGCUGCUCGUCGUCUUCCUGGAUUCUGCCAGAAACCUGCCGAGCGUCUUCGAGGGGAACUUGGGCUCUGGCUACUUAAAAGAGAGGCGGGCGGCGGGCCUGGUGUUCUGCGAGAACACCGCCUCUCUCUAUAGGACCUUGUUUUCCGGUAAAAAAGUGACCAGUGAUCCCAAUCCAUUAGUCCACUUCAGAGUGGGACACAAAUUCUUCGACAGCAAGAUCAGAUAUAAAACCAAGGAGCCCUUUUGGGAGGAGGCCUUCACCUUCCUCAUUCACAACCCCAGGACCCAACAGCUGGAAGUGGAGGUGAAGGAUACGAAGCACGAAUGUUCCCUGGGGACGGUCACGCUGCCGCUGACUCGCCUCCUGGAGGCCGACGACAUGACGCUGAACCAGCGCUUCCCCCUGAAGAACUCGGGGCCGAGCUGCACCAUCAAGAUGAAGGUGGCUCUGCGGGUGUUGUGCCCGGUGAAGGACACGUCCCCCGCCCCGAACUCCGCCCCGAACUCCGCCCCGAACUCCGCCCCGAACUCUGCCCCGAACUCCGCCCCGAACUCCGCCCCCUCCUCAGUGCCGGUCCCGAAGUCCUCCGGCCAGACGACCCGACCCUCGGCCUCCUCUGACUCGAAGCUUCCCUCCCCCUCCCCCCCUGUAAACCCCCCCUCGGCGUCUCUGUCGGCCCAGGACCUGAUGAACCGGCAGAAGGACCCGGGCGAUUACGUCCGGUCCCCCGGCAGCACGGACUUGGGGCAGGGCGGAGCAGAAAGAGGAGGGCGGAGUCUGGCGGAGUCCGGCAGGAGCAGCUCUAACCUCGCCAUCUCCGGCUCACAGCUGUACCUGGCCGGAGGCAAAGAGCCGACGCCCAGCAUCGCAUCAGACAUCUCCAACCCCUACGCCACGCAGGAGCUGCAGCAGAGGCUCCACCAGCUGCAGAAUGGCUCAGGUCCCAGUUACUUCCCACUUGGUGAGGUCCAGCUCACGGUCAGACACAGCUCGCAGAGGAACAAGCUCAUCGUGGUGGUUCACGGCUGCAGGAACCUGAUAGCCUUCACGGAUCAGGGGUCAGAUCCGUACGUCCGCCUCUACCUGCUUCCUGACAAACGGAGGUCGGGCCGGAGGAAAACUCACACGUUCAAGAAAACCCUGAACCCCGUGUACGAUCAGACGUUUGAGUUCAGCGUCUCCCUCGUGGAGCUCCACAGACGGACCCUGGACGUGGCUGUGAAGAACAGCGGGGGUCUGCUCUCCAAGCACAAAGGCCUUCUGGGAAAGGUUCUGGUGGACUUGACUCAUGAGGACAUCACCAAGAGUUGGACACAAUGGUAUGAGCUGAGUGAAGACGGCCUGGCGAGGCCUCCGCAGCUAUAGACGUCAACAACGAGUCUUCACCACAACAUAUCUCCACCCCUCCGCUCUACAUCACUGCACCAUGUUGUUCCCUCAUCACUUGUAACUGUUAAAAACAAACAAAAGGAAACAGAAGAGCAGCUUUCGAUUUAUUUAAUCUCAUCAGUCGCAAGGCAAACGUCCCCUUUAAGAAGUGCGUGAGUGGCUGAGUAUAUAUGCAACAAGUAGAAAACUAUAUAUGACACAAUAAACAGUAGAACAAUCUAUUUUUUAGUCGUAAAGGUCGAUGAUGCUGAGGUUUGUAAAUAAUGUAAAAUGAUGCUGGAUGAAACGGACGUGGAGAGAAAGACGUCCGAGGUCUCGGACUUGGCCAAAUGAUUGUUUGUAAUUUUAUAUGUUUUCAUGAUUAUUAUUAUUUGUUCUUUUUUUAAUGGCUCAAUAUUCCGAGGCAGAGCGGGGGGGGGGGGGUGCAGGGAGACACGUCACCAAAGAGACAGGAAGCAUUUUAUUUUGGUAACACAACUGUACGCUGGCUUUAUUCCACUUUAAUAACGUGUGUAUUAACCAUGUGAUGAGAACUUUGAAUACACAAAUACCGUGUUAAAUAUGAAGCAAGUUAAUUUAGCUCGACAACAGAGUCUUUUUCAUCAGUUAAUAUACCUGCUGUUACACUGCAAUGAGGCCUAUCUGAUGGUUUUUAAAACUAUUUGCACAUUUGUGUGUGUUUGUGUGUGUUUUUUUUAUCUGGUCGGGGAUCAUCCGUGUUCUUAUCAGCAAUUUGAACAUUUCCUAAAUGAAUUUAGGAUGAAAACAUCAAGUUUAUCAGAUCAUUUCAUCUCAAAUUCAUUAAAUUCAUGUUUUUCUAAAUAUAAAAUUCAAAGAUCUUGAACUGAUGAAUUCGGUAAAGUUAAAUUUGAGGUCGGGUUGUCCUUUUGUUUUGAGGAACAGAAUCCUCCUGCUAUCACCUUCUUAAGUUUAUCAAUUAUUACAUUUAUAUGUCGUUAUGUUGUUUGCUCAUAUGGAACAAUCAAGAAAUCCACCAACUGAUGUUUUUACACUCAUCCCUUUCUCCGUGCUUUAUGCUAAGCUAAGCUAAUCCUGGAUUUUUGUUAAAAAAAUAAAUGAAAACAUGUAUUACUCAAAGUGUGGAAAUAUCACUAUCAUGUCAUUCCUGUAUCACGUUGGACUUUAUCUAAAAUGAAAAGUGCAGAAAACAGCAUUUGUGUUAAAAGUAUAGACUUAGAGCGAUUUUCCCUCGUCUGUUGUUGUGGCUUUUAUUUGAUAAUUAACACUUUUCACUUUUCACCAGACAUCUUUAAACUCGUUGAAGUUUCUGGAGGAUCCUUAAAUCACAAACGUUUUUUUUACCACUUCCUGUUGACAGAGGUCGAUGUGAUCGUCGCUCACAUGUUGUUUACGUCAACAUCGGUCUUAACUCUUCAUCGAGGUUCAUUUUCAACACUGUGUUGUGUCGCAUUUGUUGCGUCGACGCACAAAAUGUGUCGUCUGAAGCAAAAACCACACAGCAGUGAUAAAACAACAUUUCUCUGUUUUCCUGUUUAGUUUUUUUUUAGCUUUGUGUUUGCUUCUUGUUUUUCACAUUUUUGUUUAGUUCUCGGUUGGUUUUGUUUUUUUCUUUAAUGUUUGUUUUCUCGUUUUGUUCACUAUUGUGUGAACAUUUAAUUUGCUUUGUUUGUUUCAUAUUUGUUUUGUGUUGCCUUGUGUACAUACACUUGAAUGAAGGAUUGAUCUGAUUUAUAUCGGUAACAAAGGAUUUGGUUGUGAAUGAGUUUUAGUGUCGAACACCUAAAUGCGUUUGUGUGUCAAUACGCAGCCAAACAGUGAAUGUGUGUUGAUACUGAGGUGGCUGCAGUUUGACCUUUGCCCUUUGAAAAACCAAAUAUUGACCUUUGCCUUGUUCUCAUUCACAUCAGGCAUCAAGAAAGUAUUUCACAUAAAUGUCUGUAACUAUUGUUUAAUGUCUCUCAGUGUUCUCUUCCAGCCGUCGUCCUCUUUGUCGUGUUUUGUGCGUCAGUCUGUGUAUUUUGUGUGUCAGCCAUCGUGUUUGCACACUUUGCCUCCGUGGGUGCAGUGUGUCCUCGUUUAUCUUGUUUAUCUUGUGCCUUAGAAUCCACACGGCCCAGAGAUAUGAACGUGUUUGAAAAGAACCAGCGUGUUUCAGAGCGUCUCCUCAAUGAAAUGAAUAAAGAUCUUCGGCUGCAGCAGCAGGAAGCUGAA